AUGACAAAUAAAUACAUGGCGAUUCCGAUGGAGAAGUCUCUCAUCCUUUUUGCGAAAGCAUUCAGUUCGUCGUCGUACUUUAAGCUUCCUGGAAAGAGAUCAGGUGGAGGAGAGGUAGUAUCAGAUGAGACAUUACGCCCCCAACUAAUGACACUCCUCCCAUGCAUUUUCACCUGUGUCCGCUAUUCUCAUGUUGCUGUGAGACUAUCUGCUUCAAGAUGCAUCACAUCAAUGAAAAAGUCAAUGACAUUCAACAUCAUGGGCUCAAUAAUCGAAAACAUAAUCCCUAUGUUGGGUGACAUGGCAUCUGUGAAUGCUAGACAAGGAGCAGGGAUGCUAAUAAGUCUGCUUGUUCAAGGAUUAGGCACUGAUCUUGUUCCUUAUGCAAGGCUGUUAGUUGUCCCUCUUUUAAGGUGUAUGAGUGAUUGUGAUCAUUCUGUUAGAAGAAGUGUCACGCACAGCUUUGCUGCCCUUGUCCCUCUUUUACCCCUUGCACGUGGUGUCUCUCCUUCUCCUGGAUUGAGUGAAUGCCUGUUGUCUAGAAGGUUACCAGAAAGAUUAGAAAAGGAAGUACAUGAUCUUCUACCUCCCUCCAUAUCCAAUGGAAUUCGUGUUAUCACUUCCCCUUAUGGUGCAGAUUCUGCAUGGUAUGAAGCAAAACUUCUCAGCAAUUCCAUCAACUGGUACCCCACAUGGGAAAAAGAAAAAGAAAGUAACAACAGUGGGAUAGUCACUCCAAGAAAGGGAGAGUGGAAGCUUAGCUUCAUUACAGAAAGCUAUCAUGGCAACCUUCAACAGUAG
This is a messenger RNA of Lactuca virosa, 801 nucleotides long. NCBI's taxonomy places the organism in Eukaryota, Viridiplantae, Streptophyta, Magnoliopsida, Asterales, Asteraceae. The record is from the annotation of a GenBank genome assembly.